GGGGGUGGUGGUUUAAGGUUUUGAAUGUAUUGUGGUUUGAGGUAUUGUGGGUGUUAGGUGGCACUGGUUGUACUGGUGGUGUUGGUGUGGAGUGGCUCUGACUUGAUUGGGGUGGAGGCAUAAGCUGUACACUGAGGGUGUAGGGGUUAGUGUAUUGGGAGGUGUGGUGUUGGUGUUGCAGUUCAUGUUUAGGUUGGGAGGAGUUGGGGGUUGUUAGCAAGUAGAGAGGUUGGUUGGGGUGUGUAAAAAUAUGGGCUUAUCUGUAUUUAAGGGUUAGUGUAGGGCUUGGCUUGUAUUAGGUUGGAAGUGUAUUGAAAAGGUUUGAGUGCUUGUGGGUUGUAUGGAUUUAUGCUGGAGAAGAGGGGAUUUGGAGUUGUCUGUCUGGGGUGAAGGAGGGGCUAGGAUAGGAAAUGGUUUUUGUUGAUAUACUGAGGUGAUAGAGCACCGGGGGUUAGAUUGUAUAGAUAGGGUUGUUGGAGUGGGGCACUUCUGCUUUGAUGGUUGUCUGGAGAAGGGGUUGUUUGUUGGUAUGAUAGGUAGGGAUUGGAGUAGUUUUCAACAUGACAGAUGAUUAUUUGCUGUAUGUUGCUGUGGAGGGUUGAAAUUAUAUAGAUUGGAGUUGAGAGGGUUCUUUUGAGAAAAGAGAUUGAGAGUAGAAGGAGGUAUGUAUGGAGUGGAAUAGAGAAAGUUAAUUGUGUAUGUGGGGAAUGCUUUGUGGCUGCCUAUAUGAAGGGUGUUGCAUGAGGAUGAGGGUAAUUGGAAGGGGAUGAUUUGGUUGUGUAAACAAAAGGCUGCUGCUUGUCCAUCUCUUGUCAUUCUUUGGGCUCCUUUGCUGCUCUAGACGUCCAGCUACUGAGGGAUGACUUGAUCUCCUUCUCUGAAGACUUAUAGCAUCUCUUCCUCUGUUGUGCAGAUAGUCUGUGCUUCCUUUGAAGGAUUUUUAUUUAUGAUUCAUGGGAUUUUAGUUUGCAUUUGGCAUUUCAUUUAUAUUACAUGUGUGCUUGCUUUGCUUCUUGUAUUUAGACAUGGAAUUUUAUUUACAUUGUCUAGAUUUCAACAUUUGCAUUGUUUUUAAAAGCCCUAAAUCCUUUUUCUGCUUGACUAGAGCAUAGGGUAUGUAUGUUUAGCUAUAUCUUGUAAGAAGUUGUGGUAAAAACUUGGCUUGCUGUAGUGCUAGGUUUGGGGGUUCUUGUUGCUGGGGGAUUAUUUUUGGUUUUUGGAUUUUAUAUGUGAGAGCUCUAGCAGAUGAGAUGUGGACAAUUGUUUUGCUUUGAGAGAAUCGGUGAAAGUUACACAAGAGUUAAAAAACAUUCAAAUUGAGCAGAUGACAAAGCUUCAGGCCAAGCAUCAGGGAGAAUGUGAUCUACUUGAAGACAUGAGGACAUUCAGUCAGAAGAAAGCUGCGAUUGAGAGAGAGUAUGCACAGGGCAUUCAGAAGUUGGCUAGUCAAUACUUAAAGAAGGAUUGGCCUGGAAUAAAAACAGAUGAGCGAAGUGAUUAUAGAAGCAUGUAUCCAGUUUGGAAAUCAUUUCUAGAAGGCACAAUGCAAGUGGCCCAGUCCCGGCUCAAUAUCUGUGAAAACUACAAAAACCUAAUUUCUGAACCAGCCAGGACAGUUAGAUGCUUUAAAGAACAGCAGUUAAAAAAGUGUGUAGACCAGUUGACAAAGAUCCAGGCUGAAUUACAAGAGACUGUAAAAGAUUUAGCUAAGAGCAAGAAGAAGUACUUUGAAACUGAACAGAUGGCUCAUGCAGUGCGGGAAAAAGCUGAUAUUGAGGCCAAGUCAAAGCUUAGUCUCUUUCAAUCAAGGAUAAGUUUACAGAAAGCAAGUGUAAAGUUAAAAGCACGACGGUCCGAGUGUAAUUCAAAGGCUACCCAUGCAAGGAAUGACUACCUUCUCACGUUAGCAGCUGCUAAUGCACACCAGGAUCGUUACUAUCAGACAGAUUUAGUGAAUAUUAUGAAGGCUCUUGAUGGGAAUGUAUAUGAUCACCUUAAGGAUUAUUUAAUGGCAUUCAGCAGAACUGAGCUAGAGACAUGCCAAGCUGUACAGAAUACGUUCCAAUUUUUACUGGAAACUUCUAGCAGGGUGGUGCAGGAUUACAAUCUUCAGCUGUUUUUACAGGAGAAUUCUGUAUUUCACAGACCACAGCCCUUCCAGUUCCAGCCUAGUGACAGUGACACCAGUUUUAAUGCAGUUCAGCUCGUGGAUAUUGAGCCUUCACCUAUCAGUGCUAUGAGAAUGACUAUAGCAGAGAGUCGCCAACUAGAAUCUGAAACUGGGACAACAGAGGAGCACAGCCUAAACAAGGAAGCCCGAAAAUGGGCCACCCGUGUGGCACGUGAGCACAAAAACAUCAUCCACAAUCAACGGGCACUUGAGGAGUUAGAAUGCCAUGGACCUGUUGUAUCUGAACAAAGCCGAGCAGAACUGGAACAGAAAAUAGAUGAAGCCAGAGAGAGCAUCCGCAAAGCUGAGAUAAUUAAACUCAAAGCAGAGGCUCGUCUUGAUCUUCUAAAGCAGAUAGGGGUGUCUGUUGAUAUGUGGCUGAAGAGUGCAAUGAAUCAAGUGAUGGAAGAACUGGAAAAUGAACGUUGGGCAAGCCUUCCUGUGGUGACCAAUAAUGGCUCGUCACAUCUGCUUAAUCCUGAUGCAGAAAGGGAAGAAGGGGAAGAAUUUGAAGACAGCAUGGAUGUGUUUGAUGACAGUAGUUCUAGUCCUUCUGGAACUCUAAGAAAUUAUCCACUAACCUGCAAAGUUGUUUAUUCAUAUAAGGCUUCUCAGCCAGAUGAACUGACCAUUGAGGAACAUGAGGUAUUGGAAGUGAUUGAAGAUGGAGACAUGGAAGACUGGGUAAAGGCACGAAAUAAAGCCGGCCAAGUGGGUUAUGUGCCAGAGAAGUAUCUACAGUUCCCAACAUCCAACAGUCUGUUGAGUAUGCUGCAGUCACUUGCAGCAUUGGAUAGUCGGUCACAUACCUCAAAUAAUUCAGCGGAAGCUGAGCUUGUUUCAGGAAGCCUAAAUGGAGAAUCCAGCGUCUGUUUUGUAAAAGCACUUUAUGAUUAUGAGAGCCAGACAGAUGAUGAGCUGUCCUUCCCGGAAGGAGCAAUCAUCCGUAUAUUGAACAAGGAGAACCAGGACGAUGAUGGCUUCUGGGAGGGGGAGUUCAAUGGUCAUGUUGGGGUUUUCCCAUCCGUGUUAGUGGAAGAACUUACAGCCUCAGAAAAUGGAGAGAUUCAAUGGAGUGGAGACAUUCAGAUAUCUCCAAAACCUCAUAAUUCUCUUCCACUGUUGCCACUGUAUGACCAGCCACCGAUUAGUCCCUACCAUAGUCCUGAUAAAAGAGGCUCCCAGUCCUUCCCUAGGUCACCAUCAACUAAUGAAAAUAGUUUCGGCUCCGAUUCUCCUGGAUUCUCACAGCCUCCACGACUUGCUCCUGAAACCUCAUAUGGCAAACUGCGACCUGUACGAGCUGCUCCUCCUCCCCCUACACAUCAUCAUCGCAGAGCAACAGAGAAGAUAGAGGAUGUGGAAAUAACUCUGGUAUAAUGAUGGGACUGGCAAAAUCGUAGUGCUACAAUCAAGGCCAAAUGUGGUGUUUGGUCAAUCUCGUUUUUAGGCACCUUUGCAUGAUAAAGACUUUUCAUAGACAAGAAAUGGGGAGGAUUAUAGGUGACAGUGGAUUCCUUCCCACAGUCAUGAAUAUUUUGUGCCUUUUUUGUUUUUAUAUACAUCAUCCUUCCUCCCUUAGCACAAACCAAGAUGGGCCAAAUGGUAAGCAGAGGAAUGCAUUGGAGCAGAUUUCUCUUUUGGCUAAAGAUGAUCAGUUUUUAUAUGGAGGUUUAGGAGAGAGCCUCAUUCAUGCAACUUAGUCAUAGCAUACUUAUACCAUGUGCAUUAGUACAGUAUAUUACUGUUGCUGUAGGAAUGUGUUAAAAAUUUUAAAUUCAACUAGCAUUAUGUGUCUGAUUAAAUAGUAAUCAGAUUUUAUGGAAUAAAAAAGGGAACAAAAGAAUAGGUUUAAGAAGAGGCUGGCUCCUCUUUCAUCCCCUCAUAGAAGAAAAAGAAAAGGCAAAUAAUCUUAUAGAUAAGGAAAAGUGCUGAAGAUCAUAUGGCGUUAAUUGUUUUAAUGCACAGCUCUUCAAUAAUUAAAAAUCAGAACAAAAUAUUCUUGGUAUUAAUAUUUAUGCAGUUCAUUUAGUAAUAGAGUAUCUAAUAAGGAGGUGCUGAAUUAGUAGCAACAUCUUGUUCUAUAGCAUAAACCAACCUGUAGAAAAGUGACAUUUUGUCUAGAUCUGGAAACUGAGCUUCAUUUUUUUUCUUAGCACAUUUCUUUUAAUAGUUGGGUCACUUUUUUUAUCCCAGUUAUUGUUGUUCUUUAUUAUCCAGCAUUAUCGAUAUAUCUUUGCCAUCAAAACAUCUGGUUAGAGUUAGAAGUGCCAUUCAGAAAACUUACAUGCAUUAUUUAGUGUCUGCUUUGGGUAGUCCCAUUGAAUUUCUCCAUGCAAAGCCCAUUCACUAGCCAAGACUAGAGAACCUGGAAAUCCGUAGUUCACUCCAGUCCUUCAGAAUCCAUCUUUGGGGUUGAAAGCACUAGAGAAGAUUAAGCUCUCAAAUUAUUUUUAUGCAAGAUACAGGGAGUACAUGGACUUUAAGGCUAAUUUUCCACCUAAUUUCUCUAUGAAAGGGACUGUUGAUAUUUUAGAAAAAUUGAGGUAUUCUGUGUUAUAACAUCAAUGAAAAUGGGUAAGGAGAGGAGGGGAAUCCUUCAUCCCAAGGAAAAAGAUUUUCUCUCUAAAUAUGAUCAUUAAACUGUUCUGAAAAUAGCAAAACCCAACAGAUCAAAUCUUCAGUGAAAAACCAUUGACAAAACAUUUAGAGCUAUUAUAUGGGUUAUAUUGAAUACAUUUCUGUGUGUUCGUAUUUUUCCUAAGCCAGUGAAUUAAAAGUCUGCAGUUAGUUAACUAAAAAGGGCGCUUUUUUUUUUGAGACUGCAUUUACGAAAUCAUUGUACAACAUUUUAUCAUAAAUUUUGCACAUAUUUCUAAAUUGCAACCCAAGCUGGGUGUCUGGAACAUUAGUAUUUGCCAAUCUUUUCUCCCAGGGGGAUGUUAACUAAGAGUGGAGCUGUUUGGAUAAAAAUGUCAUAAAAUCUAUGACUGUCCUUUGAAGAUUCUUUUCCAUGUUUUUCAUUCUUUUGCAUCACUCAUCCUGUUGAUCUGUUUGAGGUCUUUUUAUGUUUAUCAAACUUAUUCUUAAGUUUUAAAAAAAAGUUUUUGUUUUUUUUUUAAUUUAACUGUUGGCAAAAAUUUGAAAAGUUUCAAGAUGAAGAAGAAAAGCAAGUAUUGCCAUAAUGUUAUGUUCAGUUUUCUUGGCCAGUUUUUCUGUGUCCUUCAUACCCAGACUUUCAAAAUUCAGAAAGUGUUAUUUUAAAUAUCUUUAGUUGUAUUUUAAAAUAUUUUCUGUAAGAGCUGCUAAUUUUAUUUAAAAAAAUAAGAAAAGUUGUAAAAAUAUGCCUCCUUUUUAACUAUGACUUCUUCAUACAGGGCAUGUAUCGACCUAUCACCAUGUACAGUGUCAAUAUACUGGAAGCAGAGGUGCAAAUGCUUUCUUUCUAUUGGCUGUAAAAAGUUUGUAUUUAUUAUGUAUAAAAUGUUGAAUAAUAAAAAAGUGAAAUUAAACCCAGGAGAGUUUCUUGGUACAC
Messenger RNA from Pelodiscus sinensis (Chinese soft-shelled turtle), 5705 nucleotides. RefSeq names its product FCH and double SH3 domains 2 (gene FCHSD2). Gene Ontology annotation, biological process: neuromuscular synaptic transmission; regulation of actin filament polymerization. Lineage: Eukaryota; Metazoa; Chordata; Testudines; Trionychidae. Gene Ontology annotation, molecular function: protein binding. The record is from RefSeq and is a predicted model, not a curated record. Gene Ontology annotation, cellular component: neuromuscular junction; recycling endosome.